AGCCUCUAUCAUGAAUUAGCAGCAGCCUCUAAAUAACACGAUUUCCCUUCACACAUACCGUUCUCCUAGUACCAUGUAGCUGCAGAUGUCCAAACUUUCUACAUAAACAGUAUUGUUUCCCAUUAUUAAACUGUCAAAGUGAACUCGAAUCCCGAGUAAAUGAAACAAGGGAUAGACCGUUCUUACAAAAACGACCGAUCUCAAUUCAACUACGAUAAAACGGACACUGGUCCCCGAUUUGAGCGGAUAAAUCAGGAGAAAGAGGCUCCACUAGGAGACAACAACAUGCACCCUGGUACAAGAACCCGUAAAACCAGCCGGGAAAGUGGUGGUAAACUGUUCACUAUCACUGACAAGGCUCGGAUCGUGGCGGCUUCUAAGGAACGGAUUGUGGCGGCUUCUAAGGAACGGAGGAUAAGUUUGAAGGACUCGAGGAACCUAGCUCGGGUUGCUAUUGACAAUGCAUAUUUUGAUACUUACAAACCGAGGCAAGUAAAGAGUACGGUAGCUCAGCUGGUAGAUUUGGAGGAGGACAUGGCUAAAGAUGAUUUCGACUACAGUGUAUUCGUCAAAAGAGAGGAUCCUGCCCAUUGGAAAGUAUACAAGAACGAGUUGAAGGAAGACCUCGAUAAGCUGGAAGGUUUCUUGAGAUUAAAAGCGGAGCCUGUGGCGCUAUGGAACGAGAGGCAGGCAAGAGAAAAGCAGGCCAGAUCACCAAAAUGUGAUGAAAGCGGUUUGGUUGGAGUAUGGCAAGUUAUGCAAUCUCUGGGUGUUACCCCCAAGCUGACUAUGGACGAUGCCCUGAACAUGUCUUUCUUCCGUAAGAAGGACGACACUUCACCCCUACCUGAGUACCUUAUAUCCUGCUCAAGACAUGGGAUGUCGCACCAUGACAUUCUUAAAGCGAUGGAAACCCUCAGCAACGGCAGAAUAGGGGGACGCUUCUUCGAGUUCUACCCUCAGAGAAGGGUGGAUAUAAGAUACUGGCUGGCGGGUUGGAUAAAAAGAGGCGUGGUCCCUUUAGCUACACUCAACUAUCAGAAGUCAGUAAGAAGUGUGACGGAGGAAGAAAAAAGUUACCUCCCUAAAGAUUGGCAUCACCACAUGAUAUACGCAGUUAGUUAUGAUGGAGUCCACCUUUCUAACCCAAUUUCUAAGAUGAAAGCCGAACACUUCAAACAGCGUAUAGAGAGCGAAUCAGUUAUAAUGAUCUCACGUGAUGAGGUGUUGGGGAGGUUAAAAGGUGAUAUGGACUACGAACAGUUGAAGAGUUACCCUGAGUGGAGACAAAUGAAUGUAGCCGGCCAGAUAGAGGUAAUUGAAAGAGAAGAGGAACGUUUCCACAGCCUGAACAUUCCUUGUGGUAUGAAACACAUUGCAAUACCCUCAUCCAUGAUCGGGGGAAUAACACUAUUUUCACACAAGGACAGUGAAAACCACAAAGCCAUCAUGUCGAGCGAAGAAGUUUUUCUUAAGAUUUGACUUAAAAAAAACUUCGUUGUGUUUGAAAUGAAAGAGUGUUUCCUAGUGGAAUUAUAGAAUCAGAUAGAAAUUGCCACGGGAGAAAUUGAUAGGACGACGACUGAAGAAUAUAAAUGAUGAAUGAAAUGAUUUAUGAAGAAGUAUGCAGAACGAACGUUAAAUGAAUUUUUAAGAAAAUUACUAUCACGACCUAUUCGACCGUGAAAGAAGUAAAAACCAAAAGAAAAAUUGAUAAUGUGAGCGAUCUGAAGACCCGCGGGAUGAUGAUUACUUUUCCCACCAUUACCCUUUCAUUUUGUUUGUCUCGCAGUUAUUUUAUUUAUAAGACACUUA
Molecule: messenger RNA, 1815 nt
Organism: Bolinopsis microptera
Lineage: Eukaryota; Metazoa; Ctenophora; Tentaculata; Lobata; Bolinopsidae
Exons: 10
Coding region: 160-1482 (440 amino acids)
Source: RefSeq, a predicted model, not a curated record